Molecule: messenger RNA, 1073 nt
Organism: Megalops cyprinoides (Indo-Pacific tarpon)
Lineage: Eukaryota; Metazoa; Chordata; Actinopteri; Elopiformes; Megalopidae
Product: AN1-type zinc finger protein 3-like
Exons: 6
Coding region: 372-1058 (228 amino acids)
Molecular function (GO): DNA binding; zinc ion binding
Source: RefSeq, a predicted model, not a curated record
UAAGUAGUUACAGUAACUAUAAGGUAGCAUUUUUCUUUUUUGUUGAUGAAAUGUCCGUUGUGGGUGGAGAGCGCUGGUGAGUUCCCCCUCCACGGCAGUGGCACAGGCCUGACUCCAGCUGAUCGGCCUCAGUGUUGCCGCUGCGGACCCUCCGACUGACCGCGGCUGCUUCCACACCAAACCGCCUCUGUUUCAGCUUUAACAUUUCCAGCGGCCGCCCGUGUCGGCACCGACCCUUAUUCUACCGGCAUAUUCGGACCGAGGACCGUCUACUGGACCGGGUUUUCUCCAACCGCAGCCGGACGAGGAACCACCCAAAAAGGAUAGGCCGCGUCCCCGCUCUCGCCUGUCGUGAACCACCGAUUUGAGUGAUGGGUGACACGGGCAGUGAACGCAGCAAGCCGCCCAGCUUACCUCCCCGCUGUCCCUGCGGCUUCUGGGGGUCCAGCAAAACCAUGAACCUCUGCUCCAAGUGUUUUGCUGACAUCCAGAAGAAGCAGCCCGAUGAGGACUGUGCCCCAGAGACAGCCCCUAGCAGCAGCAGUAGCCAAUCAGCAGUCUUCUGUAGCGAUAGUAGCAGCAGCAGUAGCCAAUCCCUGUCGUUGGUGCCCGUCGGCCGUGAGCAGCCAUCAGCGGGGGACUCUGGGCCCACGCUUCCCGGCACACAGGAGGGGGUCUCCUGUACAGACACAGCCCACAGCACACUCUCCACGCCCACAAAGCGACCGUGUGAGGCAGGUUCGGGGUCGGAGAGUGAGGCGUCGCCGCAGAAACGGCCACGGCCGGGCGAUGGGGGUGGGGAGGAGACCCGCGGGACGCCCAGGCAGAGGAGUCGACCACGCUGCCAUCGCUGCCAAACCAAACUGGAGCUGGUGCAGCAGGAGCUGGGGGCCUGCCGCUGCGGUUACGUGUUCUGCAUGCUGCACCGGCUGCCUGAGCAGCACGACUGCCUGUUCGACCACCUGGGCCGCGGCCGGGAGGAGGCUGUGCUGAAGAUGGUCAAACUGGACCGCAAGGUGGGCCGGUCAUGCCAGCGCAUCGGAGAGGAGUGCUCCUGAGUUCCCUGCCACCCC